UAGAGGAGCAUCAAGCACAGACUUACUUGCACGCUGCUGGAAGGAUCUAUUACAUUGAAAAAAUUAGGAGAAGGCACAGUGUGACCAGACUGCUGCCUGAAAGGGAACAGAGCUGACAGCACUGAGGACUGUGGACAGAGCCUCCUGAAUCAGCAGAGCUCAAGAGGAAGCCAAGAUGUGGAAGAAGUCGAAGGUGACCGAUCAAACUGCCGCUGGGCAGGCGGGGAUCAAGAAGAAGUCGAAGGUGCCCGGGGUGAUGAUUACGCAGUUUAUCGAGGAACUUCCAGAGGACAUGUCAACCCCUGACUUCACACGCAAACCUAUUGCUCUGACUAUUCAAGAGGGUAAAUUGGCCGUCUUUAAAGCCAUUGUAGUGGGCAACCCAACACCUACUGUGACAUGGAGCAGAGCAAACGGAGAAAUUCAUUUUCAUCCUGACAUGUGCGAGCAAAAGUAUGACGAUACUUCCCGCGAGCACACCAUUGAGUUUCCUAAGGUGGCUCCUGAGGAUGCUGACACCUACAAGUGCUUUGCAACCAAUGAGUAUGGAAGGGCUGUUUGCACUGUAGUCUUGAACGUCAUUGAGGUUGGAUUUUCAAAGACCAAGGAACUUCAAAAGAAACAAGGAGAAGAUGCAACAGACUUCAGGAAAAAACUUAAGAAACGUAACCCUGAUGGAACACGAGAGGAAAAGCCGAUGGAGCCAGAGGAGAAAGUGUGGGAAAUCCUCAUGAGCGCUGACAAGAAAGACUAUGAGCACAUCUGUUGUGAAUACGGUAUCACAGACUUUCGCGGUAUGCUGAAGAGACUCAGUGAAAUGAAGAGAGAGAGAGAGGAGGAGAUUGCUGAGUUUGUUACACAAAUCAGUGCCUUAAAGCAUAUCGAGGUGGAUGACGACGACUGUGCAACAAUUGAGUUGGACAUGGACCUCAAGGAUCCAACCAGCAAAAUCUUUGUGUACAAGAAUGGUGUCAUGGUUCCAUUUACAGAAGAUGAAGGGGAUGAAUUAAAGCACAGUUUGAAACAAGUUGGCAAGAAAUAUAUCUUUCGAAUUAAAAAAUUGGGUUCAGAAGAUGCCGGACUUUACUCAGUGGAUGUUGGCGGUGUCAAUGUUUUUUCCACAGAUUUCAAAGUACCUGAAGUUGAUUUUGCAGUUAAGAUACAGGAGGUAAAGGCAGAAGAGCGAGAGGAUGCCCUCUUCCAAUGUGUCCUUACUGCACCUAUGAGUGAGGUCAAAUGGUAUGGCAAAAGCGCUCUACUGUCAAACAGUGAGAAACAUGAAAUCACUGUAUCUGAAGAUAAGCUAAUCCACAAGUUGAUUGUGCGAGACUGUAUGCCUUUAGAUGCAGGUAUCUAUGCUGCUGUGGCAGGAAUCAAAUCCUGCAACAACUGGCUUGUAGUUGAAGCUGACAAAGAUCCAGCCAACAAGGGCAAGAAGGCAGCUCGCAAAACUACUAUGGCUGGAGCCAGCAAUGAUGAAGAGCUGGUUAAAAUAGCUAAGGAACAGCAAGAAAGAUAUCGAAAGGAAAUGGAAGAAAAAAUAGGAAAACGCAAGAAACGUGUGAGAGAUGGUCUCCUUGUUCCUGACACAGUUACAGGUAAUAAUUUAUUGGUUGAUAAAUCCUCAGACCCAGGAGUUCACUUUCAUGCCGGGCUUUCCGACUGCAAAGCCAUUAAGGGAGAAGCAGCAGAGCUGGAGUGUAAACUGAGCAGUGAAGAAUGUGAAGGUAUCUGGUACAAAGAUGGAGAAGAGGUUAAAUCAGCUGAGGGUAUAACCAUUUCAAAAGAAGGAAGUUUCCACAAGCUGAAAAUUCACAAAGUAACAGAGGAAUUUGCUGGAAAAUAUAAAUUUGAAGCAGAUGGGAGGAAGACAGAAGCCUUGAUUGUUGUUGAAGAUCCACCACGGUUUGAUGCUGAGGAAAUGGAAGCAUUUAAAACCCCUGUAACGGUGAAGAAAGGACACAAAGCUACCUUCAAAUUGUCCUAUAUCGGACAGGAGCCUAUAAAGGUUCAGUGGUACCUUGAGGGUGAAGAGCUUUCAGAUGAGUCGAAUAUCAAGCUGGAACACUCAGAAGGUUGCACCCGUCUCCUUCUUACCAAGCUUCAGCGCAAGGACAGUGGUGAAGUCAAGAUGAAACUGAAAAAUGAGUUUGGCACUGUUGAGGUUGUCAGCCAGCUUGUGGUACUUGAUAAGCCUACUCCUCCACUGGGACCUUUGGAGAUUGUUGAAGCCUCCUCCUCUACAAUUGAGUUUAAGUGGAGACCUCCAAAAGACAAUGGUGGCUGCAAGAUAGACAACUAUAUCCUUGAACGUCAACAAGUCGGCCGCAACACCUGGAAAAAGGUGGGUCCAAUUGGACCAGAGGCAAAUUACAAAGACUCUGAUGUGGACCAUGGUAGGAGGUACUGCUAUCGCAUCAGAGGGGAGACUGAAAUAGGCACCAGUGAGCUGAUGGAAACAGAGGACAUCCAAGCUGGAACAAAAGCAUUCCCUGGACCUCCAUCAGCUCCAAAAGUGGUCACUGCCUUCAAGAACUGCAUCACCCUCUCUUGGUCUCCUCCAGCCAACACUGGAGGAACUAAUAUUCUUGGAUACAACCUUGAGAAACGCAAGAAAGGCAGCAACCUUUGGGGCCAAGUAAAUCCCCCCGAUGACAUGAUCAAAGGUAAAGGAUUUGGAGUUAAAGAUGUGGUUGAAGGCAUGGAGUAUGAAUUCCGUGUGUCAGCAAUCAAUAACUCUGGAGCUGGUGAAUUUAGUACACCGUCUGAGUUUGUGUUUGCAAGAGACCCUAAAAAGCCUCCUGGUAAAGUGAUAGAUUUCAAAGUGACAGAUUCAACCUACACAACUCUAUCCCUUGCUUGGACAAAACCCAAGGAGGUUGAGGGGGGCGAGGAUGAAGCCAAGGGAUACUUUGUGGAGAUCAGGCCUGCAGAAAACACUGAAUGGGAUCGCUGCAAUAACAAUGCAAUAACUUUGAAUUUCUACACUGUGAAAGGCUUGAAAUCGAUGGGAAUGUACUGGGUGAGAGCUAUUGCUACUAAUGAUGGAGGAGAGGGAGAGCCGCAGCUACUGGAUAACUACAUCCUUGCGAUGCCCCCUCCUGUGAGACCACGUUUCACGGAUGCCAAAAUAAAGAGUUUCAUGGUGGUGAGAGCUGGAAACUCUGCACGAUUCAACAUUAACUUUGUGGCCUCUCCUUGGCCUGAUGUGAUCUGGCUGAAAGAUGGAGGGCCAGUGCACAAAAAGGUGACCAUCAGCAAUACAGAGGGCUCAUCCCAGCUUCUGAUUGCUUCAUCUGAACGCACAGAUACUGGAAUCUACACUAUCGUUGUCAAGAACAUUGUUGGUCAAGAAACACACAGCGUAGAAAUAAGAGUCACGGAUGAGCCUAAAGCACCAGGCCCUGUGGAUAUUGACGAAAACGUGCCUGGCACAGUGACCGUUUCAUGGACCCCAUCUGCUGAUGAAAAACGUGACGACAGGCUGCAUUACAUGGUCACUAAACGUGAUUCAAGUAAAAGAACCUGGAACACCGUUGCGGAUCAUAUCUUCAACAAUAAAUUCACAGCCUGCAAUAUAUUGCCGGGUAGAGAAUAUUGGUUCAGAGUCUAUGCUAAGAAUGACAUGGGCUUGUCCAAACCCUCUGAAUCACCCAAGUGGCUCAUAGCAAGCAAAAAGGAAAAAUUCACUUUGAACAUGCCAGAAUCAAAGGUCUGUAAUUUAGAGUGUCCUCCCAAGUUCCUAGUCCCACUGAAAAUGCACACCGCUCCUCAGGGGUAUGAAUGCUACAUGAGCUGUGCCAUAAAAGGAGAUCCCACACCUCAUGUGACAUGGCUCCGCAACGGCGUAAGUCUGAAUACCAACACCAACUACUUCAUCUCCAACACAUGUGGAGUCUGUUCUCUGCUCAUACUGAGGGUUGGCCCUAAAGACAUGGGGGAGUACAAGAUUGUUGUAGAAAACUCCAUUGGGAGGGCAGAGUGCUCUACCAAACUGACAGUCAGAGAAUAAAUGAGCACCCUGGAAACGGCAGAAUUGCUUUCGACCCAAACAGAGUCCAGUCAUUGCUUAUUCACAAUCUGCAUCUUUAGAGUUAGGCAAACCCUCUUAAAUGUCUCUUAAAAGUUUGCUUACUUUUUGAUAAAUGAUUUCCCGCUAAGUAAGUCCGAGUAAAACGGACACAUCCAGCCAAACUCAUGUCUUGUUUGUCUUGAUGUAAGCAGUGCAAUCCCAAUAAAAAAUAUGCUCGACACACUAAUGAUAUUUCUUCAUGGCAUAUAAUAAAUGUAACAUGCAUGUUAAACAGAAAAAAGCACAGUAGUGGAUACUGCUUGGCAUUGAUUCUUUGAAUUUUAAGUUGAGUUUGGUUUUUAAACAGGUUUGUUUUCAGCUUUUAAGAUGCAUGUUUCCAUUCAUUCUUAUAGUGACUUAGAUUUAUAUCAUUUUGCUAUUGUGCAUUUGAAAUCCUCCCGUAAAUAAAACUAAGAGAAUAACCUUAUUGACAAGAAAAUGUUGACAACAAUCUGCUUGUUUUAGGCUGUUCUCGUGCUA
Labrus bergylta (ballan wrasse) is the source of this 4552-nucleotide messenger RNA. NCBI's taxonomy places the organism in Eukaryota, Metazoa, Chordata, Actinopteri, Labriformes, Labridae. The record is from RefSeq and is a predicted model, not a curated record.